AUGGCUCUCAGACAAUUUCGUUGGUCAUAUUACCGAGAAGAGACUCUCUGGAAUCAAGUACAAGCACAUGCAUCUUUGACCGCCGGACUUCGCCCGACGAACCACGCUCGCGGAAGUCUUAAUACAGUCCUUCAUAGCGGUAUCUGGGACAAAGUUGGCCAAGUCCUCGAACGCAGCGAAGAGGAGUGUGGCUGCGCAGCAUGGGCGUUUGUUUGCGGUCGUUACUUUGCGAAGCUGGUCAAGGUCGACGCGUAUCCCCCCAACAUGAUUUUCCCGAAGAGUAGCAUCAACAUUAUACUCUCUCAUCUGGAAGACUUCAAGCUUGGCGGCAGUUGCCGUCUCCACUCAUUCGACAGGACGCUUGCAUCGAGCAUGCGAUUGAUCGCACGACGAACAGUUUCGAUGGAUUGUGCAUCAACGGCAUGGAGAUCAGCCGAACGAAUCGUGACGGAGAUUUCGAUCAUUGGAAGCAGCUCGGUAGCGAUGCACAUGGAAGGUUUGACCGCCAAUGCCGGGUUCGCCAUGUUCAGAAGACAUGACAAAUCAGCUGGUGUGGACGAGACGAGCAUAGACGAAAGCUAA
Paraphaeosphaeria sporulosa is the source of this 582-nucleotide messenger RNA. RefSeq lists its product as uncharacterized. Lineage: Eukaryota; Fungi; Ascomycota; Dothideomycetes; Pleosporales; Didymosphaeriaceae. Bases 1 to 582 code for a protein of 193 amino acids. The transcript has 2 exons. The record is from RefSeq and is a predicted model, not a curated record.